Messenger RNA from Knipowitschia caucasica, 516 nucleotides. Lineage: Eukaryota; Metazoa; Chordata; Actinopteri; Gobiiformes; Gobiidae. The record is from the annotation of a GenBank genome assembly.
AUGACGACGGCGAACAAAGGAAACAAAGCCUUAAAGGUGAAGCGUGAGCCAGGGGAGAAUGGCACCAGUCUCACGGACGAGGAGCUGGUGACCAUGUCAGUGCGAGAGUUGAACCAGCACCUCCGGGGGCUCACCAAAGAAGAAAUCCUCCAACUGAAGCAGCGCCGGCGGACCCUGAAGAACAGAGGCUACGCCGCAAGCUGCCGAGUGAAGAGAGUAACGCAGAAGGAAGAGCUGGAAAAGCAGAAGGCGCAGCUGCAGCAAGAGGUGGACAAACUGGCCAACGAGAACGCAUCAAUGCGAGUUGAGCUUGACGCGCUAAGGUCCAAGUAUGAGGCAUUACAGACCUUCGCCCGGACUGUGGCACGAAGCCCGUCGGUGGGAGUCGGAGUGCGAGCUGGAGGGGGAGGCGGAGGUGUGCCCUCGUCGGUCAUUGGUCCACUCAUACCCGGGAAGAUGGCCACCGCAACCAGUGUGAUCACUAUAGUUAAGUCCAAAACAGACGCACGGUCUUGA